Molecule: messenger RNA, 2076 nt
Organism: Lolium rigidum
Lineage: Eukaryota; Viridiplantae; Streptophyta; Magnoliopsida; Poales; Poaceae
Product: chaperone protein ClpB1-like
Exons: 5
Coding region: 1-2076 (691 amino acids)
Biological process (GO): cellular response to heat
Cellular component (GO): cytoplasm
Molecular function (GO): ATP binding; ATP hydrolysis activity
Source: RefSeq, a predicted model, not a curated record
AUGUGGGCGCAAUGGCAGAAGCCGCUGGUCUACGACACGGAGGCGGCGUCAUGGAAGUCCUGCGAUCCAGCACAGCUGGGGAGCUCCGUCUCCUCCGUGUUAUCGGAACUAUGGAGUACAGAAGCAGAACCACAGGUACACCUCGUCCCCGUGCCGAGCUCCGCCCAAACCCCUAGCGCUAGCAGCGGCAGUGGCAGCGGUUGGUCUGGGCUAUGGCUUAGCAUUACCGUCGGCCUUGGACUAUCAGCGCUGUCGGCAGGCAUGUGUUAUGCAGCGUGGGAGAACUACCACCGCAGCGCGUGCCUGCGAACCUACGGCCGGGACAUGACGGCGUUGGCCCGCCGGAUGGACCCGGUGAUCGGCCGCGACGACGAGAUCGACCGCGUCGUCUGCAUCCUCUGCCGCCGGACCAAGAACUGCGCCGCGCUCGUCGGCGCCGCGGGGGUCGGAAAGACCGCCAUCGCCGAGGGCCUCGCUCAGCGCAUCGCCGCCGGGACUGUGCCCGCGGCGCUCGCCGGUGCGCGCGUGGUGGAGGUCGACCUCGGAGCGAUGGUGGCCGGGACCGUGUUGCGCGGCAUGUUCGAGAAGCGCAUGAAGAGCGUGAUCAAGGCGGCGGAGGAAGCCCACGGCAAGGUGAUCCUCUUCUUCGACGAGAUGCACACGCUCCUCGACGCCGGGAGCUCGCGCGUUUCGGACAGCGGCAACAUGCUCAAGCCGGCACUGGCCCGUGGCCGCGUCCGCUGCGUGGGCGCUACCACCUACGAAGAGUACCGGAAGUAUGUCGAGAAGGAUCCGGCGCUCGAGCGGCGGUUCCAGAAGGUGCACGUCGAGGAGCCCAGCGAGCGGGCAACCGUUGCAAUCCUGCAGGGGCUAAAGCCGCGGUACCAACAGCACCAUGGCUCGGAGAUUCAGGACGAAGCUCUCGUCGCCGCCGCGCACCUUGCUGCCCGCUACGUCACCGACCGUCAGUUCCCAGACAAGGCAAUCGAUCUGAUCGACGAGGCGUGUUCCACCAAAAAGCUCCAGCAGGACGGCUGCGAACCAGAGAAGAAAUCAACUAUUGGUCCGGAUGAUGUUGCACGUGUUGUCAGUCGAUGGACCGGGAUCCCUGUCACUGCACUUGAUCAAGACGAGAAGCAUAAGUUGAUCCACCUAGCGGACAGACUGCACCAACGAGUUGUUGGUCAAGAUGAAGCCGUAAAUUUGGUUGCGCAAGCAUUGCUACGUUCCAGGGUUGGCCUUCGUCAAUCUGGCAAACCAAUAGGCUCUUUUCUAUUUUUGGGCAUGACCGGUGUCGGAAAGACUGAGCUUGCAAAAGCUUUGGCUGAGCAAUUGUUUGGGAGUGAGAAGAUGUUGGUUCGUUUCGAUAUGUCUGAAUAUGUUGGGGCCGGAUCUGCGUUACGUCUCAUUGGAGCACCUCCAAGCUAUAUUGGCCAUGAAGAGGGUGGUCAGCUGACCGAGAAAGUGAGGAGACGCCCGUACAGUGUUAUUCUUUUCGAUGAGGUCGAGAAGGCAGACCCAUCGGUAUUCGACAUUUUUCUUCAACUCCUCGAUGAUGGCAUAUUAACAGAUGGCAAAGGACGGACCGUAGAUUUUAAAAACACCAUCAUCAUCAUGACCUCAAAUCUAGGAGCAGAACACCUAACAACAGGAAUGGCUGACGAAAACACGGUGAAAACUGCACGGGGUCUUCUCAUGAAGCAGGUUCAAAAGUUCUUCAAGCCGGAGUUUCUGAACAGACUAAGCGAGCUUGUGAUAUUUGAGCCUCUUUUAAUCAACAACCUAAGGCAAAUUGUGAAAAUACAGAUGAAUAGCGUCGUUGCCAUAGCAGUUGAAAAGGGUAUUUCUGUAUUAACAAGUGAAGCAGCAUUGGGCGUUAUUCUGUCAGAAUCAUACAACCCUAUGUACGGUGCAAGGCCCAUAAGAAGGUGGAUCGAGAAGAAUAUAAUGACAAUGCUGUGUGAAAUGCUGGUAAAAGAAGACGCGAUGGAAGGCUCGACAAUCUUAAUUGAUGCUACGGACAAUAAGAAGAGUCUGAAAUAUGAAGUGUCAGGGCAAGAGCCCAGCCGCCGGUGA